AUGCAAGCGUUAUUAAAACUCGAUGAAAAGAAUGCCAUUACUCGAGGGUUGCCGAUUCGAUUUUCACGAUCCCGUCGCCUAUUCGGCCGGCCCGCGAUUAUCUGUUCAAUGGACUGCGGUGGGCGCACCCCACUAGGGGGCGAGGGGGCGCCCCUGAUGAAAAAUGGCGCAAUUAGCGGCGCAGACAGUGAAAAACAAGUGCACUCUAUCCUGCCCCCCUCCCGCCGCCCGCACCCUGCACCCACCCCGUUAGUGACAAUUCAAAUGGCCACUGACAGCGAC
Messenger RNA from Iphiclides podalirius (scarce swallowtail), 282 nucleotides. The record is from the annotation of a GenBank genome assembly. NCBI's taxonomy places the organism in Eukaryota, Metazoa, Arthropoda, Insecta, Lepidoptera, Papilionidae.